Molecule: messenger RNA, 633 nt
Organism: Funneliformis geosporum
Lineage: Eukaryota; Fungi; Glomeromycota; Glomeromycetes; Glomerales; Glomeraceae
Source: the annotation of a GenBank genome assembly
AUGAAUUCAUUUUAUGAUACUGCUAGGGAUAAUAAAUCCUCUUUCUUCUUACGUGAAUUGGCUGGAGGUGUCACUUCAGCUGGACAGAGAAAUAUCAAACUUGUUGCAGAUUUCGUUGAAAGCAAGGGUUUACAGAAAAAAUAUGGAGAUACCGAUUCUUUAUAUAUAGUCUGUUCAGAAGAAUGCUUUCAGGAAUGCGAUGAGGAAUAUGAUAGUGGUAUUGGAUUCUCGAAAGAAGAAUAUUGGAAAAAUAACGGAUUAUCUUACCUUGAAAUGGCAUAUGAGGAAGUCUUAUUUUCAGUAGUAUUUACUGGAAAGAAAAAAUACUAUGGAAAGUGUAUUAUGGAUGAAUCUUUAAAGGUGAAUAAUAUACAUACCUUACAUCAAAUCAUAGAGAAUGUUCUUAGGGAAUUUGUAAAGGAUAUUUCUCAGACAGAUCUUUAUGAUUUAAUUAAAACUGCUGUCUGGAAACCAGAUAAAGAUAAUAAGCCUGUCCAGCGCUUUAUGUCACGAAUGCGGGAUAGACAUACUCAUGAAGAAGCAGACACAAAAAGGCUCAUAAAAAAUGGCCUAACACCUGAGCCUUUUCUUAUGAAACCCCAGAACCAGGUGAACGAUUUGAAUAUGUUGUAG